Molecule: messenger RNA, 4818 nt
Organism: Ophidiomyces ophidiicola
Lineage: Eukaryota; Fungi; Ascomycota; Eurotiomycetes; Onygenales; Onygenaceae
Gene: GEA2
Product: GDP/GTP exchange factor for ARF
Exons: 6
Coding region: 1-4818 (1605 amino acids)
Biological process (GO): regulation of ARF protein signal transduction
Molecular function (GO): guanyl-nucleotide exchange factor activity
Source: RefSeq, a predicted model, not a curated record
AUGGCCGUCGAGCCUGAAACAAGCAGAAAUGGCGAAUUGCAACCGCUAUCCAGCCAGCAACCGCCUGGCAGCCCUUCGAUUGCCCUCCCGAACCUGCAUACCGAAAUCCUCGCCCCCCGGCUGCCCAUUUCCAUUGCUGUUGACCCCAUUGCUCUGGUCACCUCCGAAUGCAUUACGGUGACUUCUGCCAUGCGAAAGCAUGCAAGAUGGGCUCAUUCUUCGGUUGCCGCUAUUCUAGGAGGAAGUGGUUCUUUCAGGACACCCGAUUGGGAUCCCCCGAUCCCCUCCACCCCCCAGAAUCCUACAUCUGGGACACACACAAAUGAUAAGUCAACGCCGUCGAAAUCAAAUACUAUAGGCAGCGACUCGGAUUUUGCGCUUGCAGGAAGAUGGGGCCUGCGUGGUAAAAAGGGAAAAAGUUUGCAGGACAACCCCCUAAUGUCUGCCUUUACAAGACUCCGAGUCGACUUAAAAGAAUGCCGGAAUAUACACAUAUUCGAUACACCAUCUCUCCUACACCCUUUUCUUCAGGUGAUUCGGUCUUCUUCUACCUCUGCCCCAAUUACAUCUCUGGCGUUGAUCGCAAUUACAAAGUUUUUUGCCUAUAACAUCAUAAACCAAGAUUCUCCAAGACUAUCAAUGGCGUUACAGCGGCUGUCCGCCGCAAUAACGCACUGCCGGUUCGAAGCCAGCGAUUCGGCUGCCGAUGAGAUCGUCUUACUUCGAAUCCUGAAACUCAUGGAAGGAAUGAUUUCGAGACCAGAAGGAGAAUUGCUGGGGGAUGAAAGUGUUUGUGAAAUGAUGGAAACUGGUUUGAGCAUGUGCUGUCAAGUCCGACUAUCAGAAGUGCUUCGAAGAUCUGCCGAAAUAGCCAUGGUCAAUAUGUGCCAAGUGAUCUUUCAGCGAUUGUGUCUGUUGGAUGCCGAAAAUGAAAUUGGGGCUCAUCGGUUCCAGGAAGACCCAUCGCUCAAAGAUGCGGGCGGUGUGAAGAUGGAUCCCUCAGUUGAUGGUGAUACUGUGGCGUCUCAACAUCAAUCUAGUCUAGAUCCACAUACCCCUAACCCGGAAGUAGAACGGCCUAGCAGCGACCACUCUUCGAAUACGACUGUUAAUGGAGAUGGGACUGUUCGGCCUGAAGAAUUCAUGUAUCCUGAAGCAAAGCCGUACGGGUUGCCGUCUAUACGAGAGUUAUUUCGUGUUCUCAUCGACUUACUCGACCCCCACAAUCCGCAACAUACAGAUGCAAUGAGAGUUAUGUCACUGAGGAUAAUAGAUGUAGCAUUGGAGGUUGCAGGGCCUUCUAUUGCGAGACAUCCUAGUCUCGCCCAGCUGGCGAGGGAUGAUCUCUGUCGAUAUCUUUUUCAGUUGGUGAAGUCCGAAAACAUGGCAAUUCUAAGUGCUUCCUUGAGAGCUGCAGGUACCCUACUAUCUACCUGCCGAUAUGCCUUAAAACUUCAGCAGGAGUUGUUUUUAUCGUACUUGGUCGCUUGCCUCCAUCCCCGAGUGGGAAUUCCCCAGGAGGUCGGUAUAGACCCCGCCCUCUAUGCUGGAGUGCCCCAAGCUCCUAAGUUAGUGAAGCCGUCUCCCUCUCAAGCAGGCAGUGGCCGAUCAACUCCAGUCCCUGUGAAAGAUAGACAAAAACUCGGUAUGGAAGGAGGGUCCCGGAAACCAGAGGCCCGUGAAGCUAUGGUGGAAACCAUAGGCGUUCUGGCUAGGAUUCCUAACUUUAUGACCGAACUUUUUGUCAACUACGAUUGCGAUGUUAACCAGGCUGAUCUCUGCGAGGACAUGGUUGGACUACUGUCUCGAAAUGCAUUCCCUGACUCAGCGACAUGGAGUACAACAAACGUUCCGCCUCUUUGCCUAGAUGCUCUAUUAGGAUACAUCCAGUGCAUUUCCGAUCGCUUAGACAAUAAGCCAAAUUUCGACAACCUACCCAGUUUAGCUGCAUUGAAACAACAGCGUCAGCGCAAAAAGCUGGUAAUUCAAGGCGCAACAAAAUUCAACGAAGACCCAAAAUCUGGCAUUGCAUUUCUUGCUUCAAAUGGGAUCAUCGAGGACAUCGAAGAUCCGAAGCUUAUAGCCAAAUUUCUAAAGGGUACAAGCCGCAUCUCGAAGAAAGUUCUAGGAGAAUAUAUUUCCAACCGCAAAAACGAGAAAAUUCUUGAAGCUUUCAUGGAACUGUUUGAGUUUGCGGGUGUUGGCAUCGUUGAAGCUCUUCGUAACGUUCUCGGCUCUUUCCGUCUACCAGGCGAAGCUCCUUUAAUCCAGAGAAUAGUCACAAUUUUUGCUGAAAAGUAUUUGGCCGGGGGGAAACCUAAAGAGGCCGUUGAUGCGGACUCCCUUUUCAUUUUAACAUACGCGACUAUCAUGCUGAACACUGACCUUCACAACCCGAACGUGAAACCACAAAACCGUAUGACCGUUGAAGGUUUUACGAAAAAUCUCAGCGGUGUUAAUGCUGGCGGGAAUUUUCCAGUCGAAUACUUAGAAGAGAUAUAUCGAUCCAUACAGCAAAAUGAAAUCAUUCUUCCCGACGAGCAUGAAAACAAGCAUGCAUUUGAAUAUGCAUGGAAAGAAUUACUUUUGAAAGCCGCUAGUGUGGGCGUUCUAAUACCUUGCGAUUCUAACAUAUUUGAUGCCGAGAUGUUUGAAGCAACAUGGCGCCCUGUGGUCGCUACUCUUUCUUACGUAUUUAUGUCCGCAUCUGACGACGCAGUAUUUUCUAGAGUUGUCAUUGGCUUUGACCAGUGCGCCAAAAUUGCCACCAAAUACGGCGUAACCGAUGCUCUUGACCGAAUUAUCUUUUGCCUAAGCUCCAUCAGCACUCUUGCCUCAGAAACACCACCUAAUAUCACUCUCAAUACGGAGGUGCAGAUAGGGAAGAAGGUCGUGAUGGUUAGUGAACUCGCUGUAAAGCUUGGAAGGGAUUUCAGAGCACAACUUGCAACUGUAGUUUUGUUCCGAGUGCUUUCAGGCAGUGAAGCAGUCAUUCGGAAUGGGUGGGAAUACGUUGUUAGAAUUCUGCAUCAUCUAUUCAUUAAUUCGCUGAUCCCUCAGCUCGACAUUCGGGAAUCUGGCCUUGAUAUUCCCCCGAUCCCUUUACAGCCACCUUCUCAAGUCGUUGACAGAGAUGGCCGCGGCACCGAAGCCGGGUUGUUGUCAGCUUUUACCUCUUAUCUUUCUAGCUACGCAGCGGAUGAUCCUCCAGAGCCAUCUGAUGAAGAGAUUGAAAAUACAUUGUGCACAAUAGAUUGCAUUAACGCAUGUUGCGUUUCUGAACUGCUUGAAAAUAUACGAUCCAUUCCUAUUUCUUCGAUGACAUAUCUUGUUAAUAUUCUCCUUUCUAAACUUCCUGAUACAAGCCCUGCUGUGAUUGUUGUUAAGCCAGAGAGACCACGAACUACACGGCCAGCGAGCAGCAGAUCUAAUUUCAAUAGUUCAAGAUAUAAUCCAGGUUUAAUAUACGUACUUGAACUAACAACACUCCUUGUAUUACGAGAUGCUCAUACAACACAGCAAAUUGGUGAAAUUUUGACAAGAAGUUUACAUGACAUUAUCCGCGACCCGAAAAAUAUACAUCCACUAAUGCUUUCCCGUGUUAUUUGUUAUCUAUUGGUGCUUCUUCGUCGGGGCUAUGAACAUUCAUUCAUGAGACCUCCAGUAAUCCUUCACACAAUAUCUAGCUUUGAUCAAGAUGUCCUUGAGAGUGUCGCUGUGCCAAUUGUGGCCGGACUCACAAAAAUCACUAAUGAAACUCCGCUCUGGAAUGAGAUCACGCGAUACCCGGACUUUUGGUCUAUUCUCCAGAGAUUACAUCAGCACCAGGACGGUGCCAUAUUGGUUUUUGAAUUGCUGCAGAAAGUUGUCGAAUCGGGCCCUCCCAUCGUUAGCGCAGACAACUAUGAAGCCGCAGUAGGCCUUGCGAAUGAUUUUGCAAGCUCUGGAAGCGUUGUUGCCCUUCGAGAGCUACAACAGGAUAUCUCAGCAAGAAGAUCUAAACCUAUGAAGAAGACUUCAAAGGCCAAGGACGAUCCGCUGGUUAUUCGUAGUGUCAAAGCGAUAAAUCUCAUUUACCAUAUGACUGCUAGGAUACCCAUUCUUAUCAACCAGUCUCAUCUUGAACGAAACGAAGCCUGGACUGCAUAUUGGUCUCCAAUCUUCAGUUCCUUAAGUACUCAGUGCAUAAAUCCCUCCCGAGAUAUCAGGCAUCAAGCAAUUUCCGCACUCCAGCGAUCUUUACUUUCACCUGAGCUUGCUUCUACAGACCACAAAGAAUGGGUGGCAAUCUUUGGCGAAGUUUUGUUUCCUUUAAUUAUUCGCCUAUUGAAACCCGAAGUCUACCAGUCCGAUCCUGCGGGCAUGAGCGAAACACGAGUCCAAGCGGCUACUCUUCUAUGUAAAAUUUUCCUUCACUACCUUGUUCUACUUUCUGAAUGGGACGGUAUGCUUGAUCUCUGGCUAAAGAUCCUUGAUAUUCUGGACCGUAUGAUGAACAGCGGACAGGGAGAUAGCCUUGAAGAGGCUGUCCCUGAAAGCUUAAAAAAUAUUCUUUUGAUUAUGGCAGAUGGUGGCUAUAUAGCCCCACCGGGCAAAGAUCCAACAAAGGAGAGGAUCUGGACUGAAACACAAAAGCGACUUGAUCGAUUCCUUCCUAAUCUUUUCAAAGAAAUCUUUCCCUCUGUUCCAGAAGAGGACUCUGCCCCUGCCACUGAGCCACCUAGGAGCCAGCCACGGCCUCUGAAAAGCGGUUCGGACGGAGAAAAGCCCGCCGUGAAAACCGAACGCAGUCAAGAAGAGCAGAAUGAAGUGGACUGA